UUUAAGAACAGGUGAAGCUGGUAUACAGUGCAUACUGUCUCUGCUAUAUACUGAGAUGAAGAGGGACUUCAUUCAGCUCCUGACGCUGCUUCUUACUGUCCAGUGUGUUUUUUCCCUGGAAAGUAGCGAAUGCAAAGCACCAAGAUGUGACUUUGUGUGCGACUGCACCGACUGCAGCGAUGAGCAGGACUGUGGUUAUCGGGGGAGAGAUUUUGUGUGUGAUUUUGAGGACGCAAGGACAUGUGGAUGGACAGAUAAGUCGGCUGUAGGUAAUGCGUACGUGUGGGAAAGACGUCAGAGUGGAAACCCGCUGCCCAACAGCGGCCCCACCUCUGACUUCACCAUCGGCACAUCAGCAGGUUGGUUCAUGGCAGUAAGUGCAGUGAAUGCACAGUCUCCAAGAACAGCUGUCCUGACAUCUCCCACAAUGCAACAGUCCUCCCCGAGCUGUCGCCUUCAUCUCCGCUACUUUAUGUGGGACUCAAGUUUGACCAUUCUAGAAGACAGCCCUCUUUGGGCAGAAGUGUGGACUCCUGAGGGUCAGAAUGCUCUGGUGUGGAGACCGGAGAGCUCAAGUGUCCGUGCAUGGAAGGAAGGCAUCAUCUUCUUGGGACGCAUACCUGGCCCUUUUCAGAUCCAGAUACACUCACGGCGUCAAGGUGGGAGGAGUGGAGACAUAGCGAUCGAUCAGCUGGAGUUCAUGGACUGUGCACUUCCAGCUCCUGUAGGCACUGGAGGCUGCAAGGUAGGCUUUUUCCAGUGUAAACAGGGAGGCUGUGUGGAAGAACGUGCAGUGUGUGAUGGCACAGAUGAUUGCGGAGAUGGAACAGAUGAGGAGAAUUGCGCAGGGUAUAUGAGUUGUAACUUCGAGGAAGAUAUGUGUGCAUGGGACAUAAGGUCUAUUCCAGGCUUUAAGUGGAUUUGGACCAGUCAGAUGAAUAUCUCCAUGUCUGAGCCUCUUAGAGGCCCUGGGAGAGACCAUUCCACCAAUUCUGCUAAAGGUCAUUUCCUGUAUGUUACGAAACCAAAUGAGCUAAAGCGGGAUUGGGCAUCAUUUCAAAGUCAUCCUCUGGAGCCCACCAAUAGCUCACAUCCUUGCCGUAUGGUGAUGUACACACACCAGUUUGGUGGCGUAUCAGGGGGCCUAGCAGUGCUGGUGGCAGAGAGACAGAUUUACCCAGUGUGGGAGCGUGGGGGCUCACUGGGUGAUCUGUGGGUUAAGGCUGAGAUAGAGUUUGUAGUCAACAGCGAAUUUCAGAUAUUGUUUGUUGCUGCGAUUAGAGACCAAGCAUAUGGAGGCAUUGCAGUUGAUGAUAUUACGCUGUCUCCUGAAUGCCGUUUGACUAAUAAUUCAGUAAAACCAGAGUCUUUUCCUAAACCUCCCAAAAAACCCUGUGCAGAGGCCAGCAAGAUUUGUGACUUUACCAGGGACUGCACAGAGGAAGAGGAUGAAGCACAGUGUGGAGACUUUUCAUAUAAGCAGGGUAUCAAGGGUUGGACAGACACCAGUAUCGGAAGUCAAGGCUGGAAUAGGUUGGAAAAUACCUCAUCUUCAGAGGUGUUUUUAUAUGUGGCUGAAGCUGCUGGUCAGCAGCUGACAGAAGCUCAAACACGCACCCCUUUACUCGGCCCGUCCGGCCUCGCCUGCACUCUCCAGUUCUCCUACAGUCUCACAGGCUACAACACACACAUAGGUGAAGUGUCUGUAAUCGUAGUGGACAGCGUGUUGGGCUCUCUGCCUCGGCUGUGGGAGUUUGGUGGGAGGACAGGUGAAAACCCAACUGAAUCAUGGGUAAAAGAGGAGGUCUAUAUUGGUGCCAGAGAUCGUCGGUUCCAGCUGGAAUUCAGAGCUCAUGCUCAAACUCUUACCUCAGAGGCAAGAAUAGCAGUGAAGGAUGUUCAUUAUGUCAACUGCAACCCAGAGUAUAUUCCCUUAACUAAUGAUGGACUAUCGUGUAACUUUGAGACUGACUUAUGUGGAUGGUACCAAGAUCAAAUGGACAACUAUGACUGGAGUGUUCAGAAUGGCGGUGACCACACUAUUGGAGUUGGUAAAAGCCUGGUGGUUGAUAUGUGGAACACGAAAUUAAGGGGUCUCUCUGGUCGUCUUCUUUCACUCCGCCAGAACUCAAUGGAUGCACACUGUCUCUUAUUCUUCUAUAAACUCUACGGCCCUCAAACAGGUGCACUCAAUGUUAAAAUGCUUUUCAAAGACGGAUCAGAGCAGCUGUUAUGGACCCGGUUCGGGUCACACGGAAAUGUUUGGCACGAAGGACAGUGUCCAGUGCCUCAACAAAUUAUUUCCUACCAGUUAGUGUUUGAAGCAGUGCGCUCAGGUUUUGAUGGACAGGUGGCUAUCGAUGACGUGGCAUUUGUAAAAGGCCCAUGCUCUCUGCCGUCUAUGUGCUCAUUUGAGGGUCAGCGCUGUGGCUACACUAACAAUAGAGAUGGCCUCUGGGUUCACCAGGCUUGGCAUGCAACAAGGAUUGGCCCUAAGACAGACCACAGUCUUGAGACAGAGAUGGGUUACUACAUGCUGGCCCACAGUGGUGCGAACGUCCUUCCACAGGGCAGUGUGACGACUCUGAACUCUCCUGUACGCCGUGGUGUGACUCACACUGAGUGUGUCUAUUUCUGGUACAACAUGGUGGGACAAAACCCAGGUUCUUUGAGUGUAUAUGUAAAGCCUGCUGAUGGGGAAAGGAUCCUGCUCUUCUCUAACAGUCUGGAUCAGGGAGAAGUCUGGCGCCUUGGCAUGGGCAAUGUUAGUUGCCAUGGAGACUGGCAGUUGCAGUUUGAGGUGCAGGGAGGAGGAGGAGAAGACACUUAUGUUGCUAUUGAUGACAUCAGCUUCUCAACUCAUAUCUGUCCUACAACAGACAUAGUAUGUGAUCUUGAGCAUGGUCUAUGUGGAUGGAGCAACAGUCAGAGCCACCAUCUGGACCAGUUAGACUGGGAGCUAAGCAACCUGUUGUCUGAAACACACUACUCCACCCCACCACAUGACCACACACUGCAAAAUGAGAGAGGUCACUUCCUUUUCCUUCCACACACUCCACGAGACUCUGCUGGCUAUAAUGCCUGGUUGCUGAGCCGACAUCUUCCUCCUACCAAAGGCACCUGCCUGUAUUUUUGGGUUUAUCAGCCUGUUUCUGAUGACAGCAAAUUGGUUGUGUGGAGGCUCUCCAACGGGGCCAAAACUGAACUUUUUAGCCUCACAGGGGCUGAAGGAACAUGGAUGCCUUUCAGAUUAAAUGUAUCUUCGGAGACUGAGUACCAAAUUGUGUUUGAGGGACUUAAAGGAACAAAGGGUGUUCUUGCUUUGGAUGACUUUGGCUACACUGUUGGCAUCAACUGUGUUGGAGAGCAGACAGACCAGAUAAGUUUAUCAUCACCUAACAACACAGGAGUCAUUGCUGCAUCUGUGCUAGUAGCCAUUCUGCUGAUGGUAACACUAGCUGUGUUACUGUUUCUAUACCUAAGGAUGCGUGAGCGUACCAAUUCUCAGAGACAGGACUCAAGUGGUCAUGAGACUCAUACAGGCUUUACAAAUGAUCUGUAUGAACCCAAUCAUGUUGUUUUACCUUCCAUCUAUAGUCAGGAGCAUGAGCGGAGUGUAUGAUUGCGCAACAUGAUGAAGGGACUAAGAUGUUAAACCCUUUUGAAGUUAAAAAAGGGAUAUUGGUGAGGAUUUAACUGAUGUUUUAUUCAUUAACACAUGAUGUUGGUCUGGGCUGCUGAGAUUGGUAGUAUGUGAGUGGGCCCAGGGCAUACUUUUAGUAAAGAAGGCAAGAGCUAGAGGAUAUUAGUAAUGAACAGAACAGUAAAAUAAUAUUUAUAUUCUUAUACAGUCUAUUACUGAUAGAAUAGUCUAUUACUGAUUAGUAUUAUUACUAGUAGUAAUACUAGUACUAACCGUCCUAAUGGUUAAAAACUCAUUGCGGUGCAUAAUCUGACAAGACGUAUACAAAUACAGUUCUAAAAGUUAAUGCACAAACAUAAAGAACUCAUUUAAUGCUGUUUGAAUGAACAUUUUAAAGUGUUUACAUUUUAAAAGCAAGGAUUCAUCAUUAGCCUUCGAGGUUUGAACUUUAAAAUGACUGUAUAUGCAAAAUGUGACCUGUGCUAACUAGCUGUCUGAGUGCUUACAACAAAAGAACUAAAUUCAGUAAAAUAUAUCAUGUGAUUUUGGCAAUCUUUCAUUGUUAAAACCCUUUUUUACAUAUUUGUAAUAUGUAACAAACCACUGAUUAAAAGUAAUAAAUUGUACACCAUUUUUAA
Molecule: messenger RNA, 4281 nt
Organism: Tachysurus vachellii
Lineage: Eukaryota; Metazoa; Chordata; Actinopteri; Siluriformes; Bagridae
Gene: mamdc4
Product: MAM domain containing 4
Exons: 29
Coding region: 56-3622 (1188 amino acids)
Cellular component (GO): membrane
Molecular function (GO): protein binding
Source: RefSeq, a predicted model, not a curated record